Molecule: messenger RNA, 390 nt
Organism: Canariomyces notabilis
Lineage: Eukaryota; Fungi; Ascomycota; Sordariomycetes; Sordariales; Chaetomiaceae
Exons: 2
Source: RefSeq, a predicted model, not a curated record
CCAUCAGAAAUCCGCCUUCUAAAGCUAUAUCAGGGCGAGCUUGACGACGAGGUCCGCUGCGAGCUUCAGCAUGUUUCCCUAGCAGCAACGCCGGUAUAUGACUACAUCGCGCUUUCCUACGUCUGGGGAAACCCAGAGAUAACUGCUCCAAUACUUCUGUGCGGAGAGAAAUAUCCUGUCACCACCAACCUGCACUCUUUCCUCCGACACGCACAGAAUAUCUCGCAAGAUCCCGGCCUAGAUCGCUGCCAUCUAUACAUGUGGAUAGAUGCACUGUGCAUCAACCAGCAGGACCUGAAUGAGAGAAGCCAGCAAGUUGGCAGAAUGAUGGAAAUCUAUGAGCAUGCAUCGUCACUUUUUGUUUGGCUAGGGGAGCCUACGAAAUAUGUC